GAACCGCUCGGCAGUAGAUCUCCAACGUUCGUGACGAUCAGUCCGGUCGGGAUUUCAGUGCGUACCUGUGUUAAAGAACAUCGUUGUUUUGGGGGCAACUGGAUCGAGUGAGUGAUUCGUGGUAUGUUAUUUGAGUGGAAAUAACAAUUACAUUCUUCUAUCUAGUGGUACGAUUAGUGAGUGAUUGGCAGGGUGUGGGCAGCUAAAGUGAAGGUGAAGUGAAUUUCCGAUUGAAAAAAAAAGCCGGAAACGGCAGAUUAAGCAGGCACAUUCCGAGUACAUUUCUGGAAUUGGAGCAUUUGUGCUGGAACCCUGUAUUAUUUGUAGGCACGUUCCCGACGGAGACGGCAAUAACCGACACGGAAUUACGGUGAAUUUGCAUAACUAAGAAGGUUUUUCCGCUGGCCCAACAGCAUGGAGGCCCAGACGGCUCUGGUUCUGACGAUCCAGUUGAUUGCACUCUUUUCGAUCGCCGGUGCACUGCUGCUCUAUCUACUGUGUAAGGUUCGUGGAACCCGCGAUGAUGGCAACGGCUCACAGAAGGGAUCGAUCCUGGUGACGUGCGCGGAUACCGCCCUUGGGUUACAGAUCUGCACCUUUUUCGCUAGCAAAGGACAUCGGGUGUUUGCCGGUAUGAAGGAUCCCAUGGAGUCCCUUCCGGCUAAGCUUUUGAGGGGAUGGAUGAAAAUGCGCGAAAGCUCGGAUACUCCGGUUGCCGGUUCGGUGGUACCGCUUCGGAUGGACGUCACUCGAGAGGACAUACUACGGGAGGCGGCCGAAGCCAUGGGCAUUCAUCUGAAUGCUGGUGAGCGGGGUAUUUUGGCCGUGAUCAACACCGCUGGAUCGGUGUAUCGUGGCCGGAUUGAUUCGCAGGAUUCGUUACAAUGGGAAAACAUGUUCAAGAACAAUGUCAUGGGAUGUUUAAGAACGGCUCGGGCCUUCAUUGGACUGCUGAGACCGACGCGUGGUCGGUUGAUCUUGCUAGGAUCUGGCAAUGAAGACGAUGGUUUGACAGUAUUUACGGCUACCAGAAACGCAGUUCAGGGCUGUGCUGAUGCACUACGAAAGGAACUGAAACCGUACGGAGUUAGUGUGGUAACGCUGGAUUCUCGAGGAGUCCCUGCUGAGGCUCUGUUCAAGGCUCCCAUACCGUACACAAUCUCCGAUGAGGAAGGAGUUCCGACCCAGUACAGUGCUGAAGUAUUGACGAGUUCCGCCCUGGGAGUAAUCGAACGAGCCCUGUACGAUACGCGACCGAAUGAGACCUACUGUCUGUCCGUGCCCAAUACAAAAUUCCAAGUUAGAUUGCCAUGUCGAUCGUCGUUCAAAGUUUCCGGUGCCAGCAGCAAGCAGGAGUCGAAACCACUGGAAAAUGUCUGACGGCGCCACUGUCCAUUUCGGCUACAUUUCACUAUUGUUCGCUUUAACGUGUAUCCACCAACCCUUGGCCGUUAGUCCCGUGAAUGCCGAGAGCGAAAGAUUUCAAAUUGUGCCUUUAUUUCCGCUUUUAUUCGGAACGCUAUGUAACAGGAACAAGAUUCUGUUGUAAACGAUUCGUGCUCAAAACUAAGGAACAAAACUACAAACAUCAGAUCCGCAUUGCACUUAGUGCAGCAGUUUGAAAAUCGACGGUUUCUUCGAAGCGCUUUGUUUUUAAGUCAUGUCCUUUUUAUGUAAAAUACUGAAAAUAAACGAAAAUGAUUUCUACUUGAAAAAUAAA
Molecule: messenger RNA, 1720 nt
Organism: Malaya genurostris
Lineage: Eukaryota; Metazoa; Arthropoda; Insecta; Diptera; Culicidae
Exons: 5
Coding region: 415-1380 (321 amino acids)
Source: RefSeq, a predicted model, not a curated record